Molecule: messenger RNA, 6938 nt
Organism: Xyrauchen texanus (razorback sucker)
Lineage: Eukaryota; Metazoa; Chordata; Actinopteri; Cypriniformes; Catostomidae
Product: disks large-associated protein 1-like
Exons: 13
Coding region: 276-3272 (998 amino acids)
Biological process (GO): signaling
Cellular component (GO): postsynaptic specialization; glutamatergic synapse
Molecular function (GO): molecular adaptor activity
Source: RefSeq, a predicted model, not a curated record
CGGACAGACUACAGCAUCAUAUCAAGCGACCCACCAUCUGUACAGUGCUUUCUUUAAAGAAUAACGUUUAAGGAUUUACUUCUCCACGCUGUGUUUAUGCAUUGUGACUGAUACAGAGCUUAAGAUUGGGGUGGAAUUUUGUAACAAAAGGAUUCCUUUGUGCCCUGGAUUUUAUAUCUGCCUAAAAUGAGGAACUGUUAAGCACUGUCAGGUCAAUUUGAAGCCAUACCGUGCGUGGAUGCCUCCAACUCUUGCUGGAUGAUUCCAUCUCUGUGAUGAAAGGCUUAUCUGGCAGCCGCAGCCACCACCACAUGGUGACCUGCGACCCCUCCUUGGACUCCAUGGGUCACCACUUGGACCACAAGCCCUACCUCAUCAGCCAGAUCGACAACCCCCACCCAACCGAUCAUUCUUACUACUCCCAGAGGAGCCCCUACCAGCCUGACUGUGUAGUGCCUUACGGGACCUUCCCCCGCCGACACUACAGCUCUCAGCACGAAUCAAAGGACGAGACUGCUGUGGUUCCUUACACUGGGGGAGGGGUUCCAGCCAAUAAGGGCCAGCGACUUCCCGUUGUCAUUUUAGAUCAGUUUGACCGCCAGCUCCCAGUGCCUCGGGACGGCUACCACACGCUACAGUACAAGCGCGCUGCCGCUGCCUUGGAGCAACGGAGUGACAGCCCUGGCCGAAUUCGGCACCUUGUGCACUCUGUCCAGAAGCUCUUUACCAAGUCCCACUCGCUAGAGGGCCCACACCAUGCUCAUGCCCAUGGUAAGGGCAGCAUCAACGGGGGCAAGGCCAGUCCCGAUGGAGACCCUCCCGCUAUUCGCCACCGAAAGCGCAGCAAGACCAGGGAACGCUGCAAGUCAGCUGAGCCCAAGAACAGGACGCCGCCAUCUGGCUACUGGAGCUCUGAUGACUUGGAACGUGAGGCCUGCCUGUUUCAGCACGGACCACCAGGUGUCAUGACUAUGGGCCGGCACCCGGACAAGUCCCAGUCACAGUACUUCCUGGAGGCCUGCAACACCAUAAGUGACCAGGCGCUUAAAAAUUCCCUCAGCAGCAACAAUUUGGGAAAGUGUUCGACGUGCACGAGCAUACCGCUGAGCGUGGACGCGACACAGCUCGUGAAGAAUAGCUUGUGGUCGUCCUCUCUCACGGUGAGCAGGGCACGUCAAGUCUACCAGAAGGCCCCAGUAAAUGUAGAUAAGGCUCUUGUGAAAGCAGAGGCUUGUCAGCAGGAGCGCUCAUGCCAAUUCUUGCAGGUCCCACAAGACGAGUGGGGGGGCUUUCCACUAGGCAAGGAUGAGGAUAUUCCAUGCAGACGCAUGCGCAGCGGCAGUUAUGUGAAAGCCAUGGCGGAGGAGGAUAGUGAAGACUCAGACGAGAGCCCUAAACCCUCCCCCAAGAUGCAGGCGCGACGGGCCAGCUACCUCAAAGCCACCCAGCCCUCACUGACAGAGAUGACUACUUUAAAGAUCUCUUCAGAGCACUCUCCAAAGCUGCAGAUCCGGAGUCACAGCUACUUACGGGCGGUGAGUGAAGUUUCCAUCAAUAGGAGCCUGGACACUCUGGACCCCAAAGCUCUGCUAGCCUCUGCCCAAUACCGCUCGCGAAACGAGAGCUACAUGAGGGCUAUGAGCACCAUCAGCCAGGUGAGCGAGGUGGAAGUUAACGGGCAGAUCGAGGCAGUGUGUGAGAGUGUGUUCAGUGAAAUGGAGUCGCAAGCAGUGGAUGCUCUGGAUCUGCCCAUGCCCAGCAGCUUCCGCAUGAGGAGUCACAGUUACGUGCGUGCCAUUGACCAGGGCUGCUCGCAAGAUGAGGAAGGGGGGCCUCUGCUACCGGCCUCCCCUCCACGGACCACCACUACUGUCAGAACCAUACAGAGCAGCACAGUAUCGUCUUGUAUCACCACCUACAAAAAGACUCCUCCGCCGGUCCCUCCCCGCACCUCCACCAAGCCCUUCAUCUCCAUCACAGCCCAGAGCAGCACUGAGUCCGCGCAGGAUGCUUACAUGGAUGGUCCCUGUGCGCGGGGUGAGCUAGCCCUCCAUUCCGGUCUGAGCAAUUCCACUGAGAGCAUUGACAGCAUGAAAGCCCUAACAGCAGCCAUAGAGGCGGCCAACGCUCAGAUCCACGGCCCUGCCAGCCAGCACGUCAGUAACAGUACCGUCACCAUCAGCACCAGCCCCUCUCCACUGCCCAUGCCUCUGCCCAUACCCAUACCUGGUAUGGAAGAUGUCCAUAAGGAUAUGCUCAGGAAGGGCAGGUGCCUUUCUAUUGGCAUCCAGGUGAGUGAGAUACAGGAAGUGGAUGGGCCUGAUGACCAGGAACUAGAGGACCAGUCCAAGUUUCAAUCAGUAGGGAUUCAGGUUGAAGAGGAGCAUGGUCACCGGCGGUUCACGCGCUCUAACAGCGUGACAGCAGCAGUACAGGCUGAUCUGGACACUCCAGACUUCACUCCAGCUGAUUCUUCAGUCACAGUUUUCCCCUCUUCAGGCUGUAUGUCACGGCAGUACUCACGUGAUGCCGCCACCUCCACUGUCAGCAUCCAGGGCUCAGGGAACCACUACCACGCCUGCUCCUCGGAUGACUAUGAGGAUGUUGGGUUUGACCCCUCCAUCUUGCCCCCACCUGACCCGUGGAUCGACAGCGUGACAGAAGACCCCUUUGAGGUUGUGGGCCACUCAGUGUGUCAGCGUGAUGGCCGCUGGUUCCUCAAGCUGCUGCAGGCGGAGACAGAGCGCAUGGAGGGCUGGUGCAGGCAGAUGGAGCAGGAUGAGAAGGAAAACAAGCUACCUGAUGACAUCCUGGGGAAGAUCCGCAGUGCAGUGGGAAGCGCACAGCUGCUUAUAUCCCAGAAGUUCCAGCAGUUCAGGGAGCUGUGUGAGGAAAAUCUGAACCAAAAUGCUCACCCACAGCCAGUGGCUCAGGAUCUGGCAGGGUUCUGGGACAUGCUCCAGCUCUCCAUUGAGAAUAUCAGCCUCAAGUUUGAUGAGCUGCACCAACUCAAAGCCAACAACUGGAGACCCCUCGACCCCCCUGAGAGAAAGAAUGAGAGAAGGCUGCCUCCCCCAGUGCCAAAGAAACCCCCGAAAGGCCACCCUCCGCUGGCCAGAGACCGCUCGCUGGAGAGCACAGAAAAGCAGCGUCAAGAGGCCCGCAAGCGUUUGAUGGCGGCCAAGAGAGCUGCUUCGGUUCGGCAGAACUCGGCCACAGAGAGCGCAGACAGCAUCGAGAUCUAUAUACCCGAGGCCCAGACCAGACUGUGAAACUGUCAAACACAAAUACACACUUACACAAAAAAGCUCAAGUGCAGAAUUCCACCGUGAGCAAAGCACAUCACACAGAUAUGUAUUUUCCUAAUGCUAAGAUCACUGUAUAUUAGGAAGAACAUUCACCAGCACCAUGAUAGCACAGUAGUAGUAGUAAUUUGACCUUUCAUUAAAAAAUAAAAGACCAACAUGAUUUUUCUAUGACCCCAAACCAUUAUCAAUCGCACGUACACACACACCAUUCGGAGCCCUGUAACUUUAUUUAUGUAAUUUUUUAUGCGUGUUUGAUUACAUAGUUUUAAUGGAAACAGCACAUUCCAUGAAUAUGGUUUAUUUGAAAUACUUUUGUGACUUUUUUGUUUGAAUCAUUUUAAGCCCAAAUCCCAUGUUUUUGUUGUGAGAACUAUUAGAUAUAAGAUAAACUAUUAUCCAACAUAUCUUGCCUGUGUCCAACAAUUAAAAUCAUAAAACAGUUUCAUAAUUUUGACAAUUAUUAUGUAAAAAAUUGCUACUAGUUAUAAUUACCAAAAACACAAUAUUUACCUGGAUUCCACAUUUUGUGUGCAAACAAAUUAUGGCAUGAUUUUUACAAAAUAAAUACAAAAACAUAUUACAUUCUUUACAAUUGUGACACCCAAGAAGUAACAUUAUUUUGCCCAUUCCUACCACAUGGCAGGAAGACAAGUAAAUAAUAUAAUUCAGUUUGUUCAAUUAUAAACAAUUUAUAGAAAUUGCAUGUUGGCUGCAUACCAAUAAACUACUGAGUGAUGGCUUAAUUAAGCUAAAUUUGCAGCCAUGUUAGCCACUUUUAUUGUUAUACAGUAUAUUGUUUAUUUCUACAAAAUUAUGAAACCACAGAAAUCAGGUUUUUAAACUGUAUUUAGACAUUACUAAUACAUAGACACCCAAAGUUUGGUAACAGUGUUGCAAAAAUUACAAACCUCACUAAAAAAGAAUUAAAAAUAAAAUAUACUGAUAUAAUAUUACGCUUAACCUCCUGAGCUUUAGAAUCAACAUUUUCUCUGGGUUAUGCUCCUUUCAUGACCAUUUGCUGAAAAAAAAGAAUACUCAGUUAUACACAUUCCCAUAUUCAGCACUAACCUCUCUUGGGGUGAUUGGCUUACCUUCAUUCACCAUAUAGAUUAACGUGGGCAUUUACACAAAACUUUAACAUUUGACAGUUCUACACAGACAUAUAACAAUUGAACAUAUUCACUCUGAGUGUAAUGAACUGAGUGUAUGUAAUAUAAUCUGUCUUACCUUUUACCUUAAUGGUUGAAGGAAUGCUAUAGCAGGUUUAAUGUUUUGCUUCUCGACAGUCUUUCCCACCUGUCUAUCUUUUACAUGCUGUCUUAAUCUAAUGAUCUGAAGAGAUGUGAUCAUAGUGAAUUAUGUUCCUAGUCAUGUGAUGUAGGUACUCUUCAGAAGUAAACCCUUGCUCUGUCUGUCUCUCUUACCAGUGCCAUCUAAGUAUCCUGUUUGAAACAUUGUCAUUCGGCCUUUUAGCAUUUCUGUUUUUUAAAGAAAUAGUUCACAAAAAAAAAAAAUCCCUCAUAAUUUACUCACCCUCAUGCCAUCCCAGAUGUGUAUGACUUUCUUUCUUGUGCUGAACACAAAUUAACAUUUUUAGAAGAAUAAUUCAGCUCUAUGGAUCCUCACAAUGCAAAGUUUUUACUAUAAAUUUACCUUCCUGCCCAGUAGGUGGUGAUAUGCAUUAAGAAUAUGAAUUGCCAAAAUCAAAUUAAGAAGAAUGUGUGAGUGAAAGUGGAGACUGAUGUUAAAAAGGACCUAAAUAUUUAUCUUUUUUUCUUCUGCUGAACACAAACGAAGAUUUUUAGAAGAACGUUUAAUCUCUAUAGGUCCAUACAAUGCAAGUGAAUGGUGACCAGACCUUUGAAGCUUCAAAAAUCACAUAAAGGCAGAACAAAAGUAAUCCAUACAACUCCAGUGGUUUAAUUAAUGUCUUCUAAAACAAUAUGAUCACUUUGGGUGAGAAACAGUUGAUCAGUAUUUUACUUCAUUACAUAUUGAUCUGUUUCUAACCCAUUCUAUUCACUUCUGAAGACAUGUAUUUUACCACUGGAGCCUUAUAAAUUCAAUUACUUAUAAGCUGCCUUUAUAUGCUUUUUGACCACAAUUUUGGUCAUUAUUCACUUGCAUUGUGAGGACCUAUACAGCUGAGAUGUUUGUUUUUUGUGUUCAGCACAUCCGGGAUGGCAUGAGGGUGAGUAAAUGAUGAGAGAAUUUGCAUUUUUGGAUGAACUAUCCCUUUAAGCAGAGCAACCCUUAAAGGGAUAGUUCAUCCAACCCUGCUUCCUCUCUUUCUCUCUUUUUUAUUAAAUUGGAAAAUAUGGCCACAUAACAGGGUUUUUAAGCAAAAAGCAAUACUCAAAAUUCUAACAAUGUUACACUACAACAUCUCAACAGAAUGUAGAGAUUCUGUAAGAACUGAUUCAAUGCUAAUGAAAAAGAUGCCUUCACUUUUCUGUAGCCAUUUCUGUUUCUUUUCAUUUAGAUGCUUGCUAUUGUGAACGCUUAUCAAUGGACACUCUUGGAGAAUUAUUAUUUUGAAACCUCUUUAGUCAUAUAUGGGACAUUUAGGCACAUUAUAUUCUUUAGUGUGUAAAAUACAAUUAAACUUACUAAUAAUUUUUCUAAUGUAGAUUUGGGGCCUUCUGUGGAUUUUUAUGUAGACAAGUAGUGAUAAUUUAAUGAGAAGACAGCAAAACAAUUACACUAGAAGGGAGUUCUAAUAAAUUGCAAGCUUUUCGUCAUUGUUCACAAGAUUAUGUCUUUCCAGUAGCAAUUUCAGUGACUUAAUUUAAUGUGUGUUUUAAUACUGUGCUGGGGCACAGGGACAAGUUUUUUGUAAGCUUUGUGCUCAAAGGGGUUGCGACUCUGAGAGGACCAUGUGACUACCUGAUCAGUCAUGUCAGGUGAGCUAAACUAGCAUUAAACUCUCAGGAAAAGACAGAGGAAGACAGGAAAUGUGAGUGAAGCAAAAUCAGGGUCUCCCAGUGGUGUUCUAUGAGUGUUAAGUGCACACAGGUGUGUGUUCUAAAGAAUGUAUGUAUCUUUAUGGUGAAUAAGUAUGUGUGUGUGUGUGUGAGAGAGAGAGCCUGUGUGCAUGUAUGUGUGUGUGUCUACAAAGUGCUUCCUACUUUCAUUGGUUAACACAAUCUUUGAAUCUUUCUGUUGGAUGAAGUCUAGUAGCCUCAUUAACUUGUGUACAGUAUCAAAGCCCCUUGUUCUAAUUUUAGUCUAUAUUGUUUGUACAAGAAAACAAUGAUGAGGACAUUCUUGUAAGCAUGCAAACACAAUAUGAGUCUUAUAGAUAUGUAUCUGAUUUAUACUGUUAUAUAUUCAUUUAUUUAUUUAUGUACUUAUUUAUUUGUCUACCUAUGUAUGAUUUAUUUUAUACGGUUUUGAUUCAGUUCAGUGAUCUGUCAUGCCACCCUAUUAUUGUGAAUAUGUUGUUCUUUAUGUAUAAACAUUACAUUUGCAUACAUACGAUGAAUAAUGAAUAAAUUCUGGAAACUUUUUUGUCUUUAAAUAUAUUAGAGAAUGUAUGUAAACAGUUGUGGCUGGGCGGAGGGCUAAUCAGGCUAAUCGAGCCUCAUAGAGGGAUAAAGGCCGACUGGAAGCUGCAGUGCGAGAGAGAAA